ACCCCAAUCCCAACCGGCGCCGAGGCCGAACGAGCCCCCGCUCCCCCGCGGCGGGCGAUGAAGCCCGCGGCCUCCGGCGCUGAGGGGCCAAGCGGAUCCCGCCGCCGGGGUGUGAGUGUGAGGAGUGACUACCCCAUGUUGUGUUGAUGCCAGUCUGCCAUGCUAGCCUGUCUGCCAGGGCCAGGUGACCUGUCCUUUCAGCUUCUUUCUCACACGCAGAUGAACACUGGACUACAGAAAUGGGACACUACCCAGAAGAUGAGAGCUGCUCACUGCCCCACUCCAGCCGAAUUGGAUGCGUAUGCUAAGAAGGUCGCCAACCACCCACUGACUAUAAAAAUCUUCCCCAACAGCGUCAAAGUCCCCCAGCGGAAACACGUCCGUCGGACGGUGAACGGCCUGGACACGUCGGGCCAGCGGUACAGCCCCUACCCGGCCCAGGCCGGCGCCAAGACCGGCCUGCUCGCCAUCGUCAAGGCGCCGGCGAAAGGUGUCGUCAAAGACUUUGACGGGUCCCGCGCCCGCCUGCUCUCGGAGGCCGCCAUGAACCCGCCGGCCGCCCCCUACGCCGCACCGAGCACUUUAGCCCACUCCCACGCCCACGCCCAGGCCCAGGCCCAGGCCCUGGCCCGCCAGCAGGCCCUGCAGCACGCACAGACGCUGGCCCACGCGCCCCCGCAGGCACUGCCGCUCCCUCAGGGUAUCCCGCCGCCGCCCCCCCAGGGCCUGCCCCCACCCCCUCAAGCCAUGGCCCACCCGGGCCUGCAGCACCUGCCGCCCGGCCUGCCCGGGGCCCGGAAGGCGCCGCCGGACGCCGAGGCCCCGCCCAACGUGACCGUGUCUACCUCAACCAUCCCGCUGUCGCUGGCGGCCAGCCUGCAGCAGAGCCAGCCCCCGGACCUGAGCAGCAUCGUCCACCAGAUCCACCAGUUCUGCCAGACGCGGGCGGGCGUCGGCACUACCUCAGUGUGCGAGGGGCAGAUCGCCAACCCCAGCCCCAUCAGCCGGAACCUGCUCAUCAGCGCCAGCACCCGGGUCUCCUCCGCCCACCACGGCCCCCCCGCCCUCCCCGCCGCCGCCGCCCCCCUGCCGCCGCCCCCCUGCGGGGUGGGCGCCGCGGACCACCCCACCCUGGGCCUGCCGCUGGCCGCCCUCGGCCGGGCGCCCGCCGGCUACCCGGCCGACCUGAAGCCCGCAGCCUGGAAUCAGCACCAGCUGGCCCACCUGCAGCAGAUGUGCGGCGACGCGGGCGGCCCCGCCGGGCUGACGGGCAAGCACGCCGCCGGGCGCGAGGCGGCCGGCUUCCCGGCCAAGCCCGCCGCCUACCCGCCGGAGCUGUGCCAGCUGGGCCAGCCCUUCCACCUGAAGGCCGCCCCCCUGGAGAAGCCGACCCCCUCCCCGCCCGUCAACGGGCUGGCGGGCCCCCUGCCCUACACCAACGGCCACUACUUCCCGCCCCUGUGGAACAACAUCCUGCCCACGCCCAACAGCGACAGCUCGGGCUCCCAGGACCUCGCCGGGCCCUUCCACGGCGGCGGCCAGCCCGCGGGCGCGCCCCUCGACUGCUCCGCGCCCUCCCACUACCGCCCGGGCCCCGGCCCCGCCGGCUGCGGCGGUCCCGGCGGCGGGGGCUGCGGCGGCGGGGGAGGGGCCGUGGCCCCCCCGGCCGGCCCCGCCCAGAACGGCCUGAUGCAGACCAUGGACUACCUGAGCGGCGGGGACUACCAACAGGCCUGCUUCCGCGAACAGAGCCUGGCCCUGCUGAGCAAGGCCCCCCUGGCCCACCGCCCGCCCCAGCCUGCAGACAGUCGCAACAUCCACGGCCAGCAGCACCCCGGCUACAGAUAAACCGCCGACCCCCGCCCUCCGCCCUCCCCUCUCCCCCUUUCCCCUUCCUUCUUUGCCCGAGGAACACACGCACACACACGCCGCCCGCGCGCCCGCGCACACUCACAAUCCUAGGUCUAGUCUUCAUUUUAUCAAGUAAGCAGGGCAUCUGCAUCUGUCAGGCUGGGUGUGAUCGGUUGUCGCACGGUGCCUCCUGACGGUCUGUUCUGCUGGGGUCUGGCGGUGCCCAGCUGUCCCCUCGCACCCUCUUUUCCCCCCGCUUCUCCGUUCCCCGGCAACGCAGGUCCCUGUUUGUUUCCCGUUUUGCAGCCGGGCCCUCGGUUUCCCAUCCGACAGUCUCUGCCCGCCCUCCCACCGUGCCGCUCUCCUCCAGGCCGGAUUUCUGUCCUCCCCUUCCCCGGGCCGCGGCUCGCUCUCUGUCACCCCGUCUUUCUGGCUGGGCCGGGAGGGCUCCCCAAGAGAGCUUAGGGUCCCAACAGCCCAGAGGUGCAGGUGGGAGGGGAGCAGAGGCCCAAGGGCUCUGCGUGGAGAGCGGCCCGGCCCAGAAACGGUUGGGAGGGGGCUCGAAGCCCAUGGGUUCGGGGUGCAGACCCCGCCACAGGGAUCGUCCCCUGGCUCUCCGGGCCGCAUCCCCAAAACGAGCGGAAAUGCCUUGCCGACAGGUUCACCCUGACCCCUCUCCCCUCCCUCCAGGAGUUUGCUGCUCGAUUGGAGAGACCAGUUAAAACACUAACGAACAAAGUGGGUCUGGCUCCCCCUUGUCAUGUGGUCUCCCCCCACCCCAGCCCCCUUCCGGACCCUCCUCCCCUAACCCCCCUCCCAUCCCAGAGGAGCCUGAAUAGAUAACGAUCACGCUGCUUCGGGGAAUCUAAAUCCCCCGAAACCAAGUGAACGACAUUGGUUCUUUCUAUGUACACUGGCUAAGAAUAUUGCUCUCUACACUGUAAGUUUUAAGUGUAAUAUUUCUGUAUGAAUGUAGUGUGGGUUUGAGUAGCAUUUGUGUACGAGUGGACCCACAAGCACAUGAACCCCACUGGCCGCCUCUUGUCACAGUCCCUCGAUGUAAAAAGAGAAACACAAAGCCUUAAGCUCUGCGAACGGUCCUUGAAGAAACGAGCGUGGUUUCAAAAUCCGGAGACUGACUGGUGUCCCCCACCGUCCCCCGUUCCCUCCCUCCCCAGUUCCCGAGGGACUUCCUAGUUGGCUUAGAGACAUUUUCCGUCAAGGAAAGCCGAGACGGCCGCUUCGGUGUAAGUUUCUUCUCCCUCCUU
Messenger RNA from Ornithorhynchus anatinus (platypus), 3119 nucleotides. It is a transcript of the gene FAM222B, whose product is annotated as family with sequence similarity 222 member B. Lineage: Eukaryota; Metazoa; Chordata; Mammalia; Monotremata; Ornithorhynchidae. The transcript is spliced from 3 exons. Bases 160 to 1848 code for a protein of 562 amino acids. The record is from RefSeq and is a predicted model, not a curated record.